This is a messenger RNA of Necator americanus (New World hookworm), 1284 nucleotides long. RefSeq lists its product as uncharacterized. Gene Ontology annotation, biological process: molybdate ion transport. Gene Ontology annotation, cellular component: membrane. The record is from RefSeq and is a predicted model, not a curated record. Lineage: Eukaryota; Metazoa; Nematoda; Chromadorea; Rhabditida; Ancylostomatidae. Gene Ontology annotation, molecular function: molybdate ion transmembrane transporter activity. Bases 1 to 1284 code for a protein of 427 amino acids. The transcript is spliced from 11 exons.
AUGUUCGUCAUAGGCUUCUACGCACUAUGCGUCGUUUGCGCUAUCCUCUACUACUACACUCGAACGGCGGUCGAGUCGAAUGAGGAUCCGAACUUUAGGUCGUUUCAGGUCACUUACCUCACUGUCUACCUGUUGGCUGCGGCGGGCGACUGGCUACAAGGACCUCAUGUGUACGCUUUGUAUCAGUCUUAUGGAAUGUCCAAACACCAGAUCGAGGUGCUUUUCAUCGCUGGCUUCGGUUCCAGUCUAUUAUUUGGAACUUUUAUUGGAUCAUUCGCAGAUAAGUUUGGGCGUCGUAACAACUGUCUCAUCUAUGGGAUUCUUUACGGAUUAGCAUGCGUCACGAAACAUUUCCCCAACAUGGCAAUCCUGAUGAUUGGACGGUUCCUUGGAGGGAUAGCUACGAGCAUUCUCUACUCGGCUUUCGAAAGUUGGGUGGUUUACGAACACAACAAGCGAGGAUUCUCGGAAAAUCUCCUUGGCACCGUAUUCUCUCAUGCUGCUCUUGGGAACUCGCUGGUCGCCAUCCUUUCCGGAGUUGCCGCGCAACUGGUUGCAGACGCAUUUGGAUACGUUGCUCCUUUUGACCUGUCAUUCAUCGUUCUGGCAGUAAUGUGUGUAUUGGUUUUCUACACAUGGCCAGAAAAUUACGGAGAUGAAAAAGCAGCAGUUCAGGAAACAUUUAAAAAAGCCAUUCACACCAUAAGAACGAACGUGGAUGUACUUUGUCUGGGACUAGUGCAAUCAUUGUUUGAAGGUUCCAUGUACACAUUUGUGCUCGAAUGGACCCCCGCUCUUUCACAGGCCUCCCCUGAAACCAUUCCACAUGGUUACAUUUUUGCCGGAUUCAUGGUGGCAACUAUGAUCGGCUCCUCACUUUUCAAGCUUUUAGAGAGGAGAAAACGUCCAGAAGACUUUAUGCGAUACGUUCUACUGGUCUCAGCAAUAUGUCUCGCUAUCCCAGUCGUGAUCCCGACCAAUGCCGAAGCUAUAUUUGCUGCGUUCCUUGUUUUUGAGGUCUGUGUCGGCAUCUUCUGGCCAGCGAUGGGUUUCCUUCGAGGUACACAUAUACCGGAAGAAACUCGCUCAACCACUAUAAAUCUCUUCCGGGUCCCAUUAAACCUGAUUGUGAUCUUCAUUUUAUGGCAGAAUUACUCGAUGACUGCGAUCUUCCAGUUCUGCGUGUUGUUCCUGCUGAUGGCCGCCAUGGCACAGCACGUGCUGUUCAGCUAUUGCUCUGUCGCCGUCCUACCUGAGAAGACACCAGCAGCUAAUCAGCACUAA